AUGGCGUCGACGACCACAGCAGAUCAGCGCGCCUCGCGGAAAAUUCAGACGGCGGCGUGUCUCAUUAUCGGCGAUGAAGUGUUGGGUGGAAAGGCACGUGAGGAUAUCUCAGGGGGUACGAACUCCAACUACGUGGCAAAAUGGUGCUUCGGGCUAGGGAUUAAUCUCAAACGGGUCGAGGUGAUUGAGGACGACGAAUCUGAAAUCAUCGAGGCUGUCCGCCGCAUGAGCGAGCGGUAUGACUUUGUCGUGACCAGCGGUGGUAUCGGCCCAACCCACGACGACAUCACAUACCAAUCCAUCGCCAAGGCCUUCAAUCUCCCCCUCGUCCUACACGAAGAGGCCCUUACCCUCAUGAAGAAGCUCUCCAAACCGAACCCGCACCAGCCCAACUUCCGCUGGGACCAAGAUUCGCCUGCCCGCCGCGCCCGCCUGCGCAUGAUCGAGAUGCCCACCGACGCCGCCCGUCCGCUGGCUGACCAGUUUGUGUUCCCCUGCAAGGACCUGUGGGUGCCGGUGGCCGUCGUCAACGGGAAUGUGCAUAUCUUGCCGGGCGUGCCGCGAUUAUUCACCCAGCUACUAGAGGGCCUCACCCCUCGUAUUCUGCCGCGGCUGCCCGACCCUGAGGGGAAAGGAAUAGUGCGUGUGAGCAUUGCCACGCCGCUGCCUGAGAGCGAGGUCGCCGAGUAUCUGACUGAGCUGGCUGCGCGCGUCGGGUCGGAGGGCGUCAAGGUCGGCAGCUAUCCACGCUGGGGCAAGAAGAAGAAUACCGUGACGUUGGUGGGGAGAAACAAGGCAUUUCUUGAGAGCAUCACGCCCGAGGUGCUGGUGUAUGUUAAAGGGACGCUGCUACAAUCCGGGGAAGAAAAUGACACAGGUGACGAGAAGGAAGACGGCAAGGCGGAUAACGGGAAUGGUGCGGGCGGGGAAACGAAGUAG
Molecule: messenger RNA, 939 nt
Organism: Dichotomopilus funicola
Lineage: Eukaryota; Fungi; Ascomycota; Sordariomycetes; Sordariales; Chaetomiaceae
Product: MoaB/Mog domain-containing protein
Exons: 7
Coding region: 1-939 (312 amino acids)
Source: RefSeq, a predicted model, not a curated record